UCCAGAAACAAGCCAGAAUAUUAGCUCUCUGUGCACCAUCCCAUGCUUCCAGAACAAUCUCCUUUUCCCUUUAUAUUAUCACAUUCCUCCAAUUUUCUCUAUGUCUGAAAUUACAAAGAUAAAAUGGCUCACUGCUUAUCAAGAUUUCCAAUUUCUCACCCUUUUUCAUUUUCAAUCAAUCAUCACAACCCAAAAUAUUCCCACUAUAGCUACUCUGUUCCAAAUUCUGGCAGAGAUGGUAAUAACACAGUGAAGGUCAUGGCAGUUGAUGAAAGACACAAUCUUGAUCACUUGCAAAGACAGAACAAGCAUCAAUCUCCUCAACUCAAAAAGAGAUCACCCCAAGUGGCCCCUGUUGGGUUAUGGGAUAGGUUCCCAACAGCAAGAACAGUCCAACAAAUGAUGGAGACAAUGGACAGAAUCAAGGAGGACCCUGUUGCUUUUGAUGGAGGUUGGGUUGCAGGGCCAUCAACUGAGGAAGUUGGGUACAGAAGGGGAAGGACGCCAUGGGAGAUAAAAGAAAGUGAAGGAGAAUACAAAAUGAGAUUUGACAUGCCAGAUGUGAAGGUUUGGGUAGAAGAAACAUUGUUGGUUGUGAAAGCUGAGAAAGUGGCCAAGAAUAAUAAAGAGGAAGAGGAGGAAGAAUGGUCUGCUAAGAGCUAUGGAAAAUAUAGUACAAGAAUUGCUUUGCCUGAGAAUGUUGACUUUGAGAAAAUUAAGGCUGAGGUUAGAGAUGGUGUCUUGUAUAUUACUAUACCAAAGGCUAGUUCUAAUCCCAAAUUUUUUGACAUUAAUGUUGAAUGAUAAAUUUUGAUGUCUGUUUAAUGUUGAUCCCAAGUUCACUUUCCGCUUGAAAAAUUGAAAUCUCUUUUUAAUUUACGUACAUAAAUUUAGAAAAAAUUAUUUUUGGAACUUGUAAGUUUAGAAUUUGACUUUUAUAUAUUAAUAAAUGUAAAGGCUCAUUGAGCUUUUGAAUUUUCUUUUCGGAUUUUUGUCCACUCACAAAGUUUAAUUAUAUAUUGAAAGUUUGAAACUAGUUAAUUCGCCCGCGCUUUGCAAGGUCAUAAAAGAAGAUAUAAUCUUGUAAUAAAUUUGAUCGAAAGAUAAGAGAUAAUCGUUUAAUGUAUGUGCAUACAAAAAAGUCUAUUUACAAUCUCAUUUCAGUCAAAUCCUAGAAGUAAGAAAAAUGAUUUGCAGUUGAUGAUCCCGUAAAUUUCAUUCAAAUCCUAGAAAAAAGUCUAUUUAAUCUCAUUUCAUUCAAAUCCUAGAAGUAAGAAAAAUGAUGCAGUUGAUGAUCCCGCACAUCACUACUCAUGUUACACCUCUGAGUAACCUAUUAUAUAAUGCACAUGUUAUCAAUGCAUGUUUGUAUAAAUGUAAAAUGAAUAUUCCUACCUUGAGGCUCCCAUCAAUAAAAUAUUUCAAAAGACUUAUUUGUGAAUAUGAAUAAAGGGCAAACAGGGAAUUCUGAUUUAGUAUGCAUCUGAAGAAGGAACUCUUGGUUUUGCUAAUAUAUGCGGGGAGCAAUACAGAAAAAAUAGUACCAACGCUUGCUCUCCAAGACUUUCUUCUAGGUGUCUCGAGUAAAUAGUUCUUAUCAGUGUUUCACUGUAUUUUGGUAGAGCUCAUAUUUCACGACAUAGCUCAUUUAUCCCUCACUUGUAUAGAUUUAACAAAGACUUGUUCUUAUGAAUUUGGAUAUUUUGAAUGAAAAAUAGAAACACAGCAGCUGAAUAUUGAAUUAACCUGCAUAUUAUUCACCAAAACAUAAUUUAGAAGAACAGGUUGAUUCCUCUAAUUAAAAGAUAAUCAAAUCAUCUUCUAAGCAUAUGGGAGAAGAUAUGGGAAUAGACUAACUGACAAUUCUGUUAUUUGUGAAAUUAAAUGCAUAUUUCAUUUCAUUCAAUCAAAAGAAACUUCAUACCUGAACAGACGUUGUGUUGCUCGAGUUAGGAGAAUGUGUUUCCAUCCUAGUCAUUUGACGAUCAAAAUCUUAUCUCUAUGUUGUUGUGUUUAACCAGUGUAACAUCUGGUGAUCCCCACAUAAUUUAAGUAGCUUUCCUGUUAAGAAGCUUCAUCCAUUUAUUUAUUUUAGUAUUGUCGAACAAAGCACCAUGAAAUGCUAAAACAUAAAAGAAAAACGAACACUAAAAGACAUGGCCUCAAUAUUAUUUUAAUAUCAAUAUACUGACUUGUCUUAGAAUCUAUGUUUCGUAAACUUUCCUUGCCUCAUACACGGGUAAUGGGGAUUCAGUUCACAAAAGUCCAUGCUUCAUGAAGUUCUUGACAACAUUAUAACUGUCAUGAUCAAUUAUUUUCCCAAAAGGCUGCUGAUUCUUCAGAGCUUGCAUUAGUUGGAAUUUUUUUAUCUGAAAAACUCUGCAUACGUAAAACUCAAGCAGCUUCAAAAAAAAGAAUCUCAGUCUAAUUCAAUUGUAGAAUGAAAACAACCAGAAGAUGGCUGAAGUUCAUAAAAAGUAAAAGCUAUUGCUAAAUUACUGAACUACAUUUUUGGGAUACCAACCAUCAUUUUUAUUUUAAAAUGAACAUAUUGACAAAAAAGAAGUAUACAAAUUGGGUUAGAAAUUAAAGAUGGCUAACUAAUUCCAGCUUUACAAGUAAAAUCAAGCGGCACAUCUUAGUAACAAACAGAUAAACAAUUCCAACAAAAACUCUUAAUCAACUUCAACUUUUGGUCCAGCACCGCUUCUAUUUCCAGCAUCACCACCAACGGAAGGAUCAUCUUCAUCCAUAGAAGCUCCAUUGGCGUUGGUGAUGGAUCAUCUUCAUCCAUAGAAGCUCCAUUGGCGUUGGUGAUGGAUCAUCUUCAUCCAUAGUAGCUCCAUUGGCAAUACCUUGAUACAUCUUAGCAAUGUCUGGAUUGCAGAUGCUUUCCAAUUCCGUCCUUUUGUUUUCAAAUUCAUCAGCAUCUAUAAGUUGGCUCAUAUUUCUCUUCCCACUCACUUCAACACAAUCUAUUUAUCUCUACUCAUCACCAAACGUCGCACUAAAAGCAGGCUUCUCCUACAAGUUUGUUUCACUGCAUCCAAGAAAUGGACCCAAUCUAUGGAGAUGCUUUAUACUCAUGUUCCCCCACAUCAUGUCACAAAAUCACAUUAGAAAGAUAAAAAAGUGAUUAUUGAAUAAUGGUUGAAAUAACAGCAAGAGGAGGAGGCAACUCAAAACAGCAAUACAAAAAUGGUAAAAUAAUUAAACAAUAGUAACUUCGAGAGAAAAGAUAAAUACAAGCUUUGACAUGUCCCCCUGAUACGAUCCGGAAUGGCUCAAGUGCUCAAUUUUAUCCAAGAACUUGUGCUAGAAGCGCAGACAAGGACUUUCAAGCUUUAGAAGCCAUGUUCAUGGAGAAUGAAGCUAUGGAAGCACUUAAAGGGAGUCAUUGGAGGGCCUUCAAACUAUGAAAGAUAGAAUGGAGGAAGAAGUCAAGAGACCAAGAGUCCAAGGCCCAAGGCUUGCCUCUUAAAGUGGCUACACUUGCAAGCUUGGGUGAUUCAAGGCCGGAAGAUGGCUAUUUGCGCAAAGGGCUAUUUGUGCAAGUGGCUACUUUGCGCAAGAAGGGUUAUGCUUGCAAGAAGGCCAUGCAUGCAAGGUUGAUUAGAGGGCCAUCUAUGCAAGGAGGGACGUGUUUGGCCAUUGAACGUCAAUCCUUGAAUUGAAGACUACACUAAGAAGACUAGCCAAACAAGGCCCUUCCCUCAUCAAUGACAUUUUUGUAAUAACUUAAUUAGUCUUCUUUAGUCUACGAGUAUAAAUACUAGACUUAGACAUUUCAUUUACUUAGAUUAUGAUGAAUUGAGAAUACUCCUUUGGAGAGAUAGAUUGUUUAGCUAGGAUUAGCUUUAGAUUAAUAAUAGUUAAUGAUGAAUUCCAUUGUUGGUUUUGAACCGA
This is a messenger RNA of Lycium barbarum (goji berry), 3906 nucleotides long. Its product is annotated as small heat shock protein, chloroplastic-like. Gene Ontology annotation, biological process: response to heat. The coding region runs from base 124 to 804 and encodes 226 amino acids. The record is from RefSeq and is a predicted model, not a curated record. The transcript is spliced from 4 exons. Lineage: Eukaryota; Viridiplantae; Streptophyta; Magnoliopsida; Solanales; Solanaceae.